Molecule: messenger RNA, 700 nt
Organism: Penaeus vannamei (Pacific white shrimp)
Lineage: Eukaryota; Metazoa; Arthropoda; Malacostraca; Decapoda; Penaeidae
Source: RefSeq, a predicted model, not a curated record
CAGCGAGCAUGUUCCCUAGGAUAAUCGUCGUGUUGGGCCUGGCAGCUGCCUCUCUGGCCGCUCCGUCACAGCCUCCCUACGGGUACUCUCCUCCCCCCUCCUACCAGUCUCCAGCUCAGUACAACUUCGACUGGGUCGUGAAGGACGACUACUCCGCCAACGACUACAGCCACCAGGAGUCCCGCGACGGCUACAACACCCAGGGGUCCUACUACGUGCAGCUUCCCGACGGUCGCCUGCAGAAGGUCACCUACCACGUGGACGGCGACUCUGGCUACGUGGCCGAGGUCACGUACGAGGGACAGGCUCAGUACCAAGCCCACCAACCUUCGUACCAUCCUACCCCUUCAUACCGUCCUACAAAUAGCCCUUCAUACCACACCACCCCUUCAUACCAUCCUACACCUUCGUACAGACCUACUCCUGCUUACAGGCCAAGACCUCAUCACUGAAAAACUAAUUUGUAAAACAUGAAAACGAUAUCCAUAUUUGCUAUUUUUGUAACUGCCCACCAGCCACCACAUCACCCAUUCGUACCAUCCUACACCAGCAUACCAGUAUACACAUAGCCCUUCAUACCACACCACCCCUUCAUACCAUCCUACACCUGCUUACAGACGGAGUACUUAUCACUAAGCAAUUAAGCUACAAAAGAAUUUUAAACAUAUAAAAAGUAUUUAUACAUAUAUUUUUGUAUCUU